AAUAAUUGACAGGGGCCCUGCGUCCUGAGUAACAGUUAGUUGCACUUGCAUCUCCUGCGCAGGCUAUUGUUAAGAAUUCAGAAAUCUUCACAAUGAGACGUCAACUGGUGCUGUUCUGGCUUGCUGUGUACUUAGUGACGAACAUAGAGGGUCAUGCAAGAACCUUCACUCGCUGCCAACUCUCCAGAGAACUCCUCCGGUACAACUUUCCACGGGCUUUGAUAUCAAAUUGGGUAUGUCUGAUUGAGCACGCCAGUGGAAGAACUACGGAAAAAGUGACCAAUCACAACAAUUCUUACACCAGCUUCGGAUUGUUCCAGAUCAACAACAAGGAGUGGUGCAAGAAAGGAAGAAAAGGAGGUCACUGCAGUAUGAAAUGCGAAGAUCUCUUAAACGAAGACCUUGCUGACGAUGUACGCUGCGCCAAGCGUAUCUACGACAGAGUUGGGUUCAAGGCCUGGCCUGCCUCAUACGCUUAUUGCAAAGAGAAAAGCCUCCCCGAUCUAUCUAGAUGUUAAAAUUUAAUUGCAUUCAGCAUUAUUAUUAUAUUCUAUAAAUAAGUAGUAAAGUUAUAUGGCCACUUGUUAAAGGCAUGGUUUGUUGCAAUGAAAACUGGAAAGUAGAUUAACGUGCAAGCUCGUCUAGGUAGGUACCACCAAUAUUCUACCGCAAAAUAGCAGUACUUGGUAUUUUUAU
Molecule: messenger RNA, 696 nt
Organism: Nymphalis io (European peacock)
Lineage: Eukaryota; Metazoa; Arthropoda; Insecta; Lepidoptera; Nymphalidae
Gene: Llp1
Product: lysozyme-like
Exons: 5
Coding region: 93-518 (141 amino acids)
Source: RefSeq, a predicted model, not a curated record